UUCUCUGGCGGGCUGAUCACUGAACGCCAGAGAACAGACCAUGCUGCCGCUGCCUUUGUUUAAUUAUCUUUCAGUCUGUGUUUUUAAGCUCUUGGGUGGAUGUGAAACUAGCUAGGGAAUCGGUAAAAGGACUUGGGCUUGGGCGCGGGUGGCCUGCCGACCCUGCGGCACCCCGGCUUGGCCAGUUGCCCUCCGGCUUCCGCUUGUUUUCCGAAGUGGGAGACGCUGGGCUGAUGAUAACAGGUGGAUGAAACCGAGCAGUCAGCAAGUGGUCGCGGAGAGCGGGCUGGCUAGUGAGGAGCGUCGCCGCAGCAGGCGCACAGGCUUUCGGGCCUGUCGCAGACCGCCAUCCUGCGAAUGGAAAGGGAACAGACUUCCACGGCGGCCGAGAUGAAGGAGGGGUCGGAGUCUCCAGCUGGCGACAUGGAGGACAUCAGCGACACCGACAUUAAUAAGCAAGACAAUAACAUGCAGAAAGAACAGAAGAGAGAAGAGAAAUCUGAGAUUCUGAGUUCAGAAAAGAAGCAAACUUCAGUCCAUUUUACCCCCACGAUAAUGGAUUCAGACAGCUCGGUGACACUAUUGUCACGGUCACUUUCCCAAGAACUGCCUGUCAGCACCUGCCAUAUCACUAGUCACACCGAGUCACCCUUAGGACCACCGAUUUCUAAAUCUACCCUCCUGAGCUGCUCGCCGGAAGACCUCAGCCUGGAAAAGCCUUGUGUAGCCAUCACUCCUCCGAUGAAGGAACAGUGCCAGCUGAACUACGACUCCGACACAUUUGUUCUGGGAGAUGGCGAGGAUUACUUCCUUUCUUUGUUUCAAGAAUCAAAGACACUCACGCCGCGUCCGUCCCAGACCGACAAUGUGAACAAACACCUUUCUGUGAUCCUGGAAGAGGUCGGCCAGUUCACAUCCAGUUUUCUUGGAGACAUUAAAAUUGCUGAGGUGAACGUCAAGGGCCUGUUUGUGAGGCUCGUUAACACUUCCACUGACAAAGAAGUGGAGAUCGGCAACCACAUCCUGCAGCAGAACAUGAAAGGACAGGCGGUCUCAGCGUAUCGAUUCCUCCCCAACAUCGUAAUGCAGGCCAACUGCAUGGUGACGGUGUGGGCAGCGGAGUCGGAAGCAAAGCCCCAGCCACCCACCGACUUUGUCUGGGGGGAGCAGAGCAGGUUCCGAACCAGUCCGGACUGUACCACCAUCCUGUGCAACCCUCAGGGCGAGGCUAUUGCCUGGUACACGCCUAUCCAUUGGAAGCAAGCGUGGGAGAAGCUGGAGACGGAUAUUGAAUUUGAGAGAUGUUCAGCGGUGAUUCCAUCACUGAAAAGCCACAUGUUUGGGUGGACAACAGCAGCUACAUCUUCCAUCAGUAAGGAGAAACAAGAACCAACAAAGAAAGACCUCUCUCCAGGCCUAGAGCAGGUCCACAUCCUUUCCAGAGAACCGGAAAUCCCGCCAAUCAUUUUUCCCACCCGGAGCCCUUGGUGUAACAGUCCGUCCACCCCUCCACACCCCUACUGCUCUCUGAUCAACUCACAGGACACUUUGGUGAGCAGGCCGGGUACACAGCCCAAGCCUCAGUCAGCGAAGAAGGAAGCAGCCCUAGGGACCAGGAAAAAGAAAUCAAAGUCAGAAGGAAAGAGGAAAUGACUCAACUUGUGAAAGGAGCCGCGAAACCAACCUUUCGCAGCUGAGGGCUGCUUAACCGCAGCAGGUGCUGCUUGGAACAAAGCCCUUCUAAAGAGGACAGAGCCAACGGUCCUGCUAACCCUCCCCAGCACCAGCCGCACAACACACAUGCUGAAGAACCACCCAGGGAUUCCUCAACAGCACGUCCCAAGCGUGCCUCAGAGGAGCUGGAGGCAGGCGACGUUGUCCGCAGGUUCCAGUCCCAUCUAGCCCUUUCCCAGGCUUCCUCUUCUCACCGCAGCCCACCGCCACCAUCAAUUUCCUGUUGAUUCUUAUUCCCUUGUCCUGGGCAGAAUGCUUUCAUGAGCGCACAGCCACGCAUGGGGGCUACCUUGUAGUCUGAAGCCAGUUUUACAGAACUGCACCCCGCUUCCUUCCCUUUGUACAGGAGAUUCCAGAAGUGGAGAGAACGCUGCAAAGACUCGGUAGAUGAAAACAGGGAGGGUGCUCACCAGAGCACCUGUAAGCAGAGCUCAGUGGGUGGCAGCUGAAGCCAUCCCCAUCCCGGGCUGGCAUUUCCUGUAGGCUCCUCAUCAAGCGAUGGGCUAACAGCUGUGUGCUGAGGCAUCCCAGCCACCAUCAAUGCGUGCUGGCCUCACAAGACUGUGGCCUUCACCGUGUCACGGCACAGUAGCGAGCCGGCAUGGGGCCUCUGUGCCCAGCCUGCCCUUUCAACGUUAAUUGUUGUUAAAUAUACCCAGGGGCUGGGAAGAGAACUUGGUAGUUCACAAUACUUGCUUCUCUUUCAGAGGACCCGGGUUCGUCUCCUAGGACCCACAGCUCACAACCAUCCAGUUGCAGAGGAAGCAGCCAUUCAGUCUCUGAGGAUGGCACACUCGAAUGGUGCCCGUACAGACUGAUGGCUCACACACAUACACACACAGGAAAUUAAAUAAAUUUUAAUU
Meriones unguiculatus (Mongolian gerbil) is the source of this 2597-nucleotide messenger RNA. RefSeq names its product lamin tail domain containing 1 (gene Lmntd1). Gene Ontology annotation, cellular component: cytoplasm; nuclear envelope. The transcript is spliced from 10 exons. Lineage: Eukaryota; Metazoa; Chordata; Mammalia; Rodentia; Muridae. The record is from RefSeq and is a predicted model, not a curated record. The coding region runs from base 358 to 1653 and encodes 431 amino acids.